Molecule: messenger RNA, 3364 nt
Organism: Chara braunii
Lineage: Eukaryota; Viridiplantae; Streptophyta; Charophyceae; Charales; Characeae
Source: the annotation of a GenBank genome assembly
CAACACAUUGAAAACCUCCAGAGGUAGUGAGCGGCGAGGCGCAGCGCAGCGCAGCGCAUCGGCCGCCAUUGCUUUGCUGCGCUGUCUCCGUCUCCGUUCUCCGUCUCCGUAGUAGAUAUUGGCGAAUUGCUAUCCUCUGUGGCCCGUGACCGUUUUUCGCCUCCGCAGGCAGACUCCUUUCUAGCUUCAUCUCGGCCUUGACGGCCGUGUUCGAAAAAAUCAGCGAAAAUGGUUAAGUUUACGGUGGAUCAGCUCCGCGGUAUCAUGGACAAGAAGAACAAUAUCAGGAACAUGUCCGUGAUUGCCCACGUCGAUCAUGGGAAAUCGACUCUUACGGACUCGCUUGUGGCGGCGGCUGGUAUUAUUGCGGCGGAGUCUGCCGGCGAUGUUCGGCUAACCGACACUAGAGCUGAUGAAGCGGAGCGAGGCAUUACGAUCAAGAGUACGGGAAUCUCGCUGUACUACGAGAUGGCCGACGAAGCGCUCAAGGCUUACACCGGUCAACGUGACGGUAAUGAGUACCUUAUCAAUCUUGUUGACUCCCCCGGACACGUCGACUUUUCGUCCGAGGUGACAGCUGCCCUUCGUAUCACGGAUGGAGCCUUGGUGGUCGUGGACUGCGUGGAGGGAGUGUGUGUGCAGACCGAGACCGUGCUUCGGCAAGCUCUGGGUGAACGUAUCCGCCCCGUGCUGACUGUGAACAAGCUGGACCGAUGUUUCCUUGAGCUUCAGCUGGAGGGGGAGGAAGCUUAUCAGACCUACCUGCGUGUGAUUGAAAACGCCAACGUCAUCAUGGCGACGUACGAAGAUGCACUGCUGGGGGAUGUGCAAGUGUACCCGGAGAAAGGAACGGUGGCUUUCUCCGCCGGUCUUCACGGAUGGGCGUUCACGCUGACGAAUUUCGCGAAGAUGUACGCCUCUAAGUUCAAUUUGGACGUCAAGAAGAUGAUGGAGAGGCUUUGGGGCGAGAACUACUUCGAUCCGACGACGAAGAAGUGGACGAAGAAGAACACGGGCUCGGCCAAAUGCCAGCGAGGGUUUGUCCAGUUCAUUUAUCAGCCGCUGAAGCAGAUUAUCUCGGCCUGCGUGAACGAUAAGAAGGAUUCGUUGUGGCCGAUGCUUACGAAGCUUGGGGUGCAGCUGAAGGCGGACGAGAAGGAGCUGAGCGGGAAGGCCUUGAUGAAGAGAGUGAUGCAGACGUGGCUGCCGGCGUCCGACGCGUUGUUGGAGAUGAUGAUUUUCCACUUGCCGUCCCCUGCCACGGCGCAGAGGUAUCGUGUGGAGAACCUGUACGAGGGUCCGCUGGACGAUAUGUACGCGAACGCCAUUAGGAACUGCGACCCAGAGGGCCCGCUCAUUCUGUACGUUUCGAAGAUGAUUCCCGCCUCGGACAAGGGACGAUUCUUCGCUUUCGGGCGUGUGUUUUCGGGCAAGGUGUGCACCGGCAUGAAGGUUAGGAUCAUGGGGCCGAACUACGUGCCCGGGCAGAAGAAAGAUCUUUUCGUGAAGAGCGUGCAGAGGACUGUUCUGUGGAUGGGAAGGAAGCAGGAGUCGGUCGAGGACGUGCCUUGCGGCAACAAUGUCGCGCUUGUCGGUCUCGAUCAGUUCAUCGUCAAGAACGCCACGUUGACAGGAGAGAAGGACGUCGACGCUCAUCCCAUCCGAGCGAUGAAGUUCUCCGUGUCGCCCGUUGUGCGUGUGGCCGUGGACUGCAAGGUCGCGUCGGACCUUCCCAAGCUCGUCGAAGGAUUGAAACGCUUGGCCAAAUCGGACCCUAUGGUUGUCGUCUCGACGGAGGAGUCCGGAGAGCAUAUCGUUGCAGGAGCAGGAGAACUCCAUCUGGAAAUUUGCCUCAAGGAUUUGCAGGACGACUUCAUGGGAGGGGCAGAGAUUAGGGUGUCCGACCCAGUGGUGUCUUUCCGGGAGACGGUUUUGGAGAAGUCCUGCCGCACAGUUAUGAGCAAGUCGCCCAACAAGCACAACCGGCUGUACUUCGAAGCGCGCCCGAUGGAAGAGGGUCUGGCUGAAGCCAUCGAUGAUGGCAAGAUUGGCCCCAAGGACGACCCCAAGGUGCGGUCCAAGAUUCUGGCGGAGGAGUUCAAGUGGGACAAGGAUCUUGCGAAGAAGAUUUGGUGCUUCGGACCUGAGACUACUGGGCCCAACAUGGUUGUCGAUAUGUGUAAGGGAGUGCAGUACCUGAAUGAAAUCAAGGACUCGGUCAUUGCAGGAUUCCAGUGGGCGUCGAAGGAAGGCGCGCUAGCGGACGAGAACAUGCGUGGUAUAUGCUUCGAAGUGUGUGACGUUGUCCUCCACGCUGACGCCAUCCACAGAGGCGGCGGGCAGGUUAUUCCAACCGCAAGGCGUGUCAUGUAUGCCGCGCAGCUCACGGCGAAGCCUCGUCUCUUGGAGCCUGUCUACCUCGUCGAAAUCCAGGCACCUGAGCAGGCUCUCGGCGGAAUCUAUGGUGUUCUCAAUCAGAAGAGAGGGCACGUGUUCGAGGAGAUGCAGCGCCCGGGCACGCCCUUGUACAACAUCAAGGCGUACCUGCCUGUCAUUGAGUCUUUCGGGUUCUCUAGCACUCUCCGCGCCGCCACCUCCGGCCAGGCCUUCCCUCAGUGUGUCUUCGACCACUGGGAGAUGAUGAACAGUGAUCCCAUGGACGGGACAACCCAAUCUGGUGCAAUUUUGCAGUCCAUCAGGAAGAGGAAAGGACUCAAGGAGCAGCCUACGCCCCUCUCCGAAUUCGAAGACAAGCUGUAAGCGGGAUAGAGUGCUGGAAACUGGAGAGCGGUCGAAGUGGGACGGGGAGGGUGUAUACAACCUCCUUGCACUAUUUUGAUGGUGGUCACGCUGCUUUUUCGUGCACAGUAGAUUAUUGUUGUACUCAGGCAUGCAGAUUGUUGAUAUUGAGAGUAUUGAUUGAUAGGAUGUCGAAAUGAGAGAUCAAAGAGGUAAAUAGACCGGAACAAAUUCGUGCGGCCCAACUUUUAGGGUGUUUGAUUUGCCUGUUGAGAUGUGAUGAUGCCGCGUUUUACCAGGAUAGGUCCGCUCCUAUAGCUCUGUAUUUUUGUGUGUAUGUGUGUUUGUCUCUCAGAGAGAGAGAGAGGUAUUUUUGUGUGUAUGUGUGUCUCUGUCAGAGGGAGAGAGAGAGAGAGAGAGAGAGAGAGAGGAAUGAGUUUUGAUAUUUGACGUUCCUGUUGAGAACUGCGGUUGCCGCGUUUGACCAGAGGGUUAGGAAGGGCACGAGCAUGCUCUGGUUUUACUGCGUCCUGACGAUUUAUUGAACUUCCUUGAAUUUGCUGCUUCCAUCACGAGUGCGUUUCAUCUUAAAAAUGCUUUUGUCGGUGUCUAAUUCUGAAAUGCC